UCAGCAUAGAGCAAAUACUUACAAAAUGUAUUAGAACAGAAAAUUAAGUUAUUUAUUAUACACGGCAUCUUUAAACUGAUUUUCGGUUCGCUCAACAACGAUCUAGGAAAUCAAAAAGGCUAACCCUUCCCUUGUUCAGAUUACACCGGCACCAUCCACUAUGACUGGAUCCAUCGCUUUGGUUCUGCUGGUUCUCCUACCCCUCGUGAGGGGCCAGGUUCCCCAUUGGGGGCCCUGUCCUGAGCCUAUCACCCAGGCCGACUUCAGCAUCAAGCAGUUUGCUGGGAGAUGGUAUGAAAUCGCCAAACUGCCAGCCCAGUUUGAAAAGGGACGAUGCAUCGAGACCAACUUCACCGUAAAGGCGGAUAACUCUGUCCGAGUCGUCAGCUCAGAGAUACUAAGGGGUGAAUUGAGAAAAAUCGAAGGCUUUGGAAUAACAGAGGAUCCGAAGAACCCUGCCAAACUGGGAAUAACCUUUUCCUAUGUGCUGCCCUACACCCCGUACUGGAUCCUGUCCACCGACUACGUGAACACGGCCGUGGUGUACUCGUGCACCGACAUCCUGCGUCUGUUCCACGUGGAGUUCGCCUGGGUGCUGAGCCGCGUUCGCGCGCCGCCCGCCGGCACGCUGGAGAAGGCCGACGAGGUGUUCGCCAAGAACAGCAUCGACGUCACCCAGAUGAUCAACACCCGGCAGCAGGGAUGUUGAUGGAAAGGAGAUCCAACAUGUCCUCGUCGCUCUUGAUUACUAAUAGUAUUCUGUGUUUGUGUUCGGAAUUUGAGGCCACAGUUAAGGAUACAAUCUGGUGUUUGUGUAUUUUUGGGGGUUUGGCUUGAAUUGUGAAAUCUAUUCCACCCUGAAUUUGUAAUAUGUGAGACUAUGUUGCAUGCUUGCCUUUGAGUUUGCCUUUAAGUAUUUAAGAAUAAUACAUAUUAUUUUCUGCACUUUUUGAGGCUUUUUUUUUAAUACAUUUGGGGUAAGCUGUAUUUUUUUUAUUAAAAAAUAUUCUCUUGAUAUAGGAAGUUCAUCACUAGGUAUCUGUACAGAACACUUAGAGAAGCAGUCCCAUUUAUAAAUAGUAGGCCUACCUGAAAGUGGGUGAAAAGUUACAAAUAAAGAACCACUUUACUUAAAAGUUUAAUAUUCCUUGAUCAAUAAAUUGACCCCAAUAGGCUAAAGCGUGGCCCAGGGUACAGGAAACACAAGAUGGCGCUGUUGAGGAAUGAUGAGCGUUUCUAACGUUGGCUUUCUAGAGAUCGGGUGGUUAUUAUGCUGCAUGUUAUUAUAAUUGGCUGACUUCUAUCGUACACACUAUUCAUUUUGAAAAUGAGUGACCAUUUAAGCUGUGUAAUAGCCUCUUGUUUGAAUGUUGUUGAUGUCCCAAAUUACAGCCAUAGAGUGUCUCAUUAGAGUCAAUAAAAGCCUACACAAUCAUGUCAGAGUGAUUCAUUAAAA
Messenger RNA from Gadus chalcogrammus (walleye pollock), 1456 nucleotides. It is a transcript of the gene apoda.1, whose product is annotated as apolipoprotein Da, duplicate 1. The record is from RefSeq and is a predicted model, not a curated record. NCBI's taxonomy places the organism in Eukaryota, Metazoa, Chordata, Actinopteri, Gadiformes, Gadidae. Gene Ontology annotation, molecular function: lipid binding. Gene Ontology annotation, biological process: lipid transport; brain development; tissue regeneration. The transcript is spliced from 5 exons. Bases 161 to 709 code for a protein of 182 amino acids.